AUAGCUGGAAUACACGGUGUGCGUUUAUGUAUGCACCAGAAUAAAUGUAUUUAUGAGAGCUUAAUUCAGAACAAAGCAAAGAGGCAAAAUUCAAGAAUUUGAUGAUGAGUGCAUACAGUCCUUGCGUGAUCACUCAACCGGCUUAUCACCGGAGUCGUAAAUUGUGUUCAACUGUGAAGGCAAUGAGUGAGAGAGCUUCGACAUUAACUGCUGCUGCUUCUGCUCCGCAGAGAAAAGGCUCUUCUGCAUUCGAUGCUCGAUUCUCUCUCGUACUGGCUCUCGCUUCUCAAACUUCUUCUCUUUCGCAGCGACUCUUGAUGGAUGUGGCAACGGAGACCUCCAAAUACUUGUUUCCUCGCAGAUUUGAGCCCCGCAACUUUGAGGAAGCUCUUAUGUCAGUUCCAGAUCUUGAAACCGUGAAAUUCCAGGUUUUGAGCCGCACAGAUCAGUAUGAGAUACGACUAACUGAGCCUUACUAUGUCGCGGAGACAACUAUGCCUGGGAAGAAUGGAUUUGAUCUUAAUGGAGCAUCUCAAUCAUUCAAUGUGUUGGCUGGAUACCUGUUUGGUAAGAAUACAAGAGAGGAGAGUAUGGAGAUGACUACACCUGUUUAUACUCGCAGGACGCAGUCCGAAGGAGAGAAAAUGGAAAUGACAACUCCUGUAGUAACGAAAAAGCUGGAAGACGAUGACAAGUGGCAGAUGUCUUUUGUCAUGCCCUCAAAGUAUGGUUCCAGCUUGCCAUUGCCCAAAGAUCCAUCAGUGGCUAUCAAAGAGGUGCCAAGCAAAAUUGUGGCAGUUGCUGCUUUUUCAGGUUUCGUAACUGAUGAAGAAGUGCAAAAGCGUGAAGCUGCCCUUCGAAAAGCACUAAAGAAUGACACUCAAUUCCAUGUAAAGAUUGGUUCACCAGUCGAAGUUGCACAGUACAAUCCACCGUUUACACUUCCAUUUGCACGUCGCAAUGAGAUUGCUCUAGAAGUUGAAAGGAGAGAAGAAUAAUCCAUCUUAUGCAAGGAUCAGCAGGUUGGAUUCAGGACUAGUCUUUCACCACUGUAAAACUAGUAAAACAAGAUAGUGACUGUCCAGUACAAUGCAAUUAUGUAAAAAAUUGUAAAUACUUUGAUUGUUAAUAUCUGUUAUA
This is a messenger RNA of Daucus carota subsp. sativus, 1140 nucleotides long. RefSeq names its product heme-binding-like protein At3g10130, chloroplastic. Bases 102 to 998 code for a protein of 298 amino acids. The transcript is spliced from 8 exons. NCBI's taxonomy places the organism in Eukaryota, Viridiplantae, Streptophyta, Magnoliopsida, Apiales, Apiaceae. The record is from RefSeq and is a predicted model, not a curated record.